GAGCGCGCGUUGUACUGCAAGAUGUGGGGAGGUAAAGGGGAUGGCAUAAACUUGAGUUCUGGGGAACGCUCUUUCAAGGCCACGUCGAUGUCGGUGCACAUCCCCAUACAGCCAGGGCCAUUACUUUCAGAACUAGCGAUGUUGUCGACCUGCCAAGAUGGUCUCAUUGACAGGUUCCUCAUCACAGCGAUGAAGCCAGCCUUGCACAAAGCCAAGGUGGUAAGACAAAACUUCAAGGAACUGAAAGAAGACGGCAAGACUGACUUUAUUGUGCCAAUGCGCAAUAUAUAUGAAGAACACAAGGACGGCCAGACAUACAAGCUGGAAGAGGCGGCCAAAGAAUUAUUUGAUGACAUCACAGAUGAAUAUGUGGCAUUGAUCAACCAACAGUAUGAUUCUCAAUCUGGUGAAGAUGAGGCGACACAGUUUCCAUGCACACAAGACGGCGGUUCCCAUGACAACGAACAAGGACACGGUCCACAUAAUGAAAUCAAGCGGCAUCAUUCACGUCAUUGGCCACGUCAUAACCAAAUGGGUAAAUAAGGAAGAGGCAGGAAAUAUCCCCCCAACCAUCAGCAUCCACACAAUCAGAGCAUCACAAUUGUUGUACGGAACAUUGGCUCAACAAAAACAUACGUUUAUGCAGGCACUCUUCAGGGUUGGUAGGUCGGACACCACACACCUGUGGACUAGUAAAACUUUACGUGAAAAGAUAAUGAGAACUAUAUGCAGACGACCAGGACCCUUGACAACAACAACAACAGAGGUGCAAAAAUGUGUACACGGCUCACAGAUUGUUCACCUAAAAGAUGAGAUAGACAAGAUGUCAAAAGACGGUGUCUUCACCUAUAUGACCACGGAGGACAGGUGGAAGACGACGGUGAUCUUCAAGCCCUGGCCUGGUUCUCUUACGGACAAGUCGACUAUUAUAUCUCAAGGGGGGGUCACGAUAGAUGCAUACACUGGAGCUUUCAAUGACACCGUAAAGAUGACACCCAGACUGUCAGGCAUUUGCAUGGAGCAUCACCCGCAUGCCGAUAUGUUGGACACCAUCCUCGACACUCCAACGCAGUCCUCUCAAGACGCCCAAUCGUCUGGGGCAACCAUGCAGCCAUCAGCCGGACCAAGUACAAGUGGAGCAGCAACCGCCAGUGCAUCAGAUACGGACUGAUAACGAUAGGCCGUAUCAGACGAUACCUAUGUCAUUUUAUCAUCUUACAUUCACUAUGUACGUGUUUAGCUGUGUGAUGAUGAUGAUGAAUGUAGUAGGACGAUGUUAAAUUUAGCCUGAUAUUAUAAUGUUUGUAUUGAGCAUGUGUGACGUGGUACAUCAUGGAGGUGUAACUAUAUAUGUUGGGAGGAAAUAAAUAAUAGUUUUGACAAUAGAAUACGUUUCGUGUCAUACUUAUACCAUUUAAAAAUCAACCAACCCACCGCCCCACCAAUCAACUCGGCGACGCACAUUUCUGUGUUUCCCUAUCUUAUAAGAAACACAAAUAUACCACCCGGCAGGUCGAACAUAAUAAUUCAAGUACACGGCCCGACAU
Molecule: messenger RNA, 1547 nt
Organism: Lineus longissimus
Lineage: Eukaryota; Metazoa; Nemertea; Pilidiophora; Heteronemertea; Lineidae
Exons: 4
Coding region: 392-1171 (259 amino acids)
Source: RefSeq, a predicted model, not a curated record